GCCGAGUCAAUCGUAAAGGUACUCUUCGCUGCGAAACUAGAUAUAGCUGAGUAGUCUCAGGAUAUAGUAUACCCACGUUCAACAUAGAGGUAAUAUUCCAAAAUGACAAGAAUUUUGCUCUGUGUGGCCGUCAUUAUACUGGGUACCGUGCAAGGAGCUCAAGAUACUUGCAACCGGAGAUCAGUUUGUCCUUUGAAUUUCAUCUACAACCCCGACCUGGGUUCCUGCUAUAACUUCGUUACAUCCGAUAAGAUCACGUGGUACGAUGCUCUCUCAGUUUGUUCAAUGAUGGAUGCAAAUCUUGCCGCUAUAGAAACGCAAGCAGAGCUCGAUUAUCUGAGGAGAGAGAUUAAAGGAAGAGGUUUUGUUGGAAAUAGUCACCCCGUAGACGGAGAUACAUUUUUUGUCGGUGGUAUACUGUUUAACGGCGGCUGGCAGUGGAUAGGUGGUCCAUCAUGGAAGACAAAGCCAAUCUCGUUUGCCCCGUGGAGACCUAAUCAGCCGAAUGCUCUUAAUGUUCAGAAGUGUGUUAUACUCUAUGGUGGCGACGACUUUCUUUUUCAUAAUUGGAAUUGCGACUAUAAGUUGUACUACAUUUGUGAAAUGAAAGUCCAAUAGAACUGCGUAGCGUUUCCUGUCCGGACAGGUUAAGAACUUUAAAUGAUUUUCAAAAUUAAGUAAAUGCCAUUUGAAACUGCUCUUAUUUGUGAAAUCAAAAUUGAAUAAAAAUAUUCACACAGGCUAA
Messenger RNA from Owenia fusiformis, 745 nucleotides. Lineage: Eukaryota; Metazoa; Annelida; Polychaeta; Sabellida; Oweniidae. The record is from the annotation of a GenBank genome assembly.